Messenger RNA from Marasmius oreades (fairy-ring Marasmius), 387 nucleotides. RefSeq lists its product as uncharacterized. The transcript is spliced from 4 exons. The coding region runs from base 1 to 387 and encodes 128 amino acids. The record is from RefSeq and is a predicted model, not a curated record. Lineage: Eukaryota; Fungi; Basidiomycota; Agaricomycetes; Agaricales; Marasmiaceae.
AUGGGGUUUUGGGGUUUUAUAGUGCAAACGUUUUUUGAAUAUUACCAAUUGAGUGGCGAAGAUAUGACUUAUUGCGGCAACUCUCGGUUAUAUACCGACGCAUCUCGACCGAGGCGCGUCAUACUCAUGGCGAAACCAGAGGGAGACCUUCCCGCUCCCAACGAGAACACGACGCCUUCGAACUACCUUGAACAGUUUCAGGGUAAAGAAGUUUCGAGAUUCACCGAUCCAUGUGCAGAGGCCUCGAAAGCUUCCAUGGCUUGUAUGGCCAAAUAUGACUUUGAUAGGGAUAAAUGCUUGGACUAUUUUCAAGCGUACCGAGACUGUAAGAAGGUGUGGCUUGACCAAAGGAAAGCGGACAGAAGAGCUGGUAGACCUUCAGGAUGA